Molecule: messenger RNA, 2364 nt
Organism: Amborella trichopoda
Lineage: Eukaryota; Viridiplantae; Streptophyta; Magnoliopsida; Amborellales; Amborellaceae
Product: glucose-6-phosphate 1-dehydrogenase 1, chloroplastic
Biological process (GO): pentose-phosphate shunt, oxidative branch; glucose metabolic process
Cellular component (GO): chloroplast stroma
Molecular function (GO): NADP binding; glucose-6-phosphate dehydrogenase activity
Source: RefSeq, a predicted model, not a curated record
UGCCAAACCAAACAUAUUUCCUCAUUUUUAUUCAAAUGCUUUUCUUCAAGUUUCUCUCACUACAAUUUUAUCUCACUAGAUUUUAUUUUCCGUAUAGAGUAGAAAUUGGAUCCUUGGAGUAUUGGAAAAGAAGAAUCCACUCCAAGAAUUAAGGAGGUGUGUUUCUCUCUCUAAAAUCUCACAGUGUUGCAGUAGCUGAACUCUCUUUCUCUCAAGAAGUAACUUUGAAGAAAACCAUUCUGAUAAAUUUAGAUCAAUUCUUAAAUCUGGGUUCCCUUAUUCUCCUUCUAAGCUUAUGAUGGCUAGGUGUUCCUUUGAUUCUUGGUUGUCUACAAUACUAUCACCUUCCUCAUUUGAAUGUGAGCAGCUUUCAUGGAAAUCAAUGUGGCCAAAUAGGAGAAAUUCGGUCCAUUUAUUCCAUGUUUCUGCAAAAUUCUACAGGAGAAGGAAGCUAUUUGGCAAGACCACUAAUGGGUCAUCUGUGAUGGUUCUUUUCAAGCAAGAUGGCUUGGCAACAAAUACCCCUGCAAAUGGACCUCUUGCGGGGAAAUCAACUAUUGGAGAACUACGACCACUCUCAACAUCAGAAGAGAAUCCUGAAGGGGUGAAUUUUGGAAAGGGUGUAAUGGAAUCUACUAUUAGUAUAACAGUUGUUGGUGCAUCAGGUGAUCUUGCAAAGAAGAAGAUCUUUCCUGCAUUGUUCGCUCUUUACUAUGAAGGCUUUCUCCCAAAGCACUUUACUGUUUUCGGCUAUGCACGCAGUAAGAUGACUGAUGAGGAGCUGAGAACAAUGGUUAGCAAAACUCUUACCUGCAGAAUUGAUCAAAGGGAAAAUUGUGGUGACAAGAUGGAGCAAUUUCUAAAGAGAUGUUUCUAUCAUUCUGGCCAAUACAAUUCUGAGGAAAACUUUGCAGAGUUGGACAAAAAGCUAAGGGAAAAAGAGGUCGGAAAAGUACCAAACCGCUUGUUUUACUUGUCGAUUCCUCCAAAUAUAUUUGUGGAUGUGGUGAGAUGUGCUAGUUAUUCUGCUUCUUCUUCCACUGGAUGGACAAGGGUCAUUGUUGAGAAGCCAUUUGGCCGUGACUCAGAGUCAUCAGCAGAGCUCACUAGAUGCUUAAAGCUUUACUUAAAUGAGGACCAAAUUUUCAGGAUUGAUCAUUACUUGGGAAAGGAGCUUGUUGAGAAUCUCUCAGUGUUGCGCUUCUCUAAUCUUGUUUUUGAGCCUCUAUGGUCAAGGAAUUAUAUAAGAAAUGUACAGUUUAUAUUCUCUGAAGAUUUUGGAACCGAGGGUCGAGGAGGGUAUUUUGACAGCUAUGGGAUCAUUCGUGAUAUAAUGCAGAACCAUCUGCUCCAAAUUUUAGCAUUAUUUGCCAUGGAAACACCAGUCAGUUUGGAUGCAGAGGAUAUAAGGAAUGAAAAGGUGAAAGUUUUGCGAUCUAUGAGGCCACUGCAACUCGAUGAUGUUAUAACUGGCCAAUAUAAGGGGCACAUGAAGGGUGGCAAAGCUUAUCCAGCGUAUACUGAUGACCCCACAGUACCCAACGAUAGUCUCACUGCAACAUUCGCAGCAGCCGCACUUUUCAUAGACAAUGCACGAUGGGAUGGGGUUCCGUUCUUGAUGAAAGCUGGAAAGGCUUUGCAUAAAAGAGGUGCAGAAAUAAGAGUGCAGUUCAGGCAUGUUCCUGGCAAUUUGUACAAGCGAACCUUUGGAACCGAUUUGGACAAGGCAACCAAUGAGCUAGUGAUCCGAGUACAACCCGAUGAAACUAUUUACCUGAAGAUCAACAACAAGAUCCCAGGCCUCGGAAUGAGAUUGGAUCGAAGCAAUCUCGAUCUUCAUUAUGCUGCAAGGUACCCACGAGAAAUUCCUGAUGCCUAUGAGAGAUUGCUCUUGGAUGCUAUUGAAGGGGAGCGUCGCCUAUUCAUUCGAAGCGAUGAGCUUGAUGCAGCUUGGGCUCUUUUUAGUCCUCUAUUAAAGGAAUUGGAAGAGAAGAAAAUAGCACCUGAGCUCUAUCCUUAUGGGAGUAGAGGCCCUGUUGGUGCUCAUUAUCUUGCAGCCAAAUACAAUGUUAGAUGGGGUGACCUGAGUAGCGAUGGUCAAGAAUAGUUUCCUUACCUCUUGUAAGUUUUUGUGUUGUGCCUGUUAUAUCACGUAAUGGUCAUUUCCCACCUAUUCAAUUGUUCAUUGUCAGUAUGUAGUGAGUGCCUCGUAUUCUGCUAUCUCAUUGUUAAACAAAUUAUGUUUUUUUAGAGGGUGAAGUUUGCAUAAGGUGUCAACGUUAUGCUAUUGAAGUAAGGUGCUCCUCAAAACUCUGUCGAAAAUACAGUUUUGGUGUUGCGAAUCUUUAUGAUGAUUUGAAAAUC